AUGGAAGACGGCAACAUCGCUAGCCCCAAGUUGCCGAUGCUUGGCAAAAGAAAUAUACUAAUUACAAGUGCUCUGCCUAACGUCGUCGACGUCCCUCAUCUCGGAAACAUCAUUGGAGGUGUCCUGAGCGCUGAUGUGUACGCCAGGUACUGCCGUCUCCGUGGCUAUAAUGCGAUAUAUAUCUGUGGGACCAAUGAUUAUGGGAGUGCAACGGAGACCAAAGCUCGUGAGAAGAAUUUCACCCCUCGUCAAAUUUGUGACAAGUGUCAUCCCCUUCAUAAACAAGUCUAUGACUGGUUUGAUACAAGUUUUGACUGGUUUGGGAAAACCUCAACUCCAGAGCACACACAGCUGUGCCUAGAAAUUUUCAACAAGCUGUGGGCAAAUAAGCUUUUCUCAGACUAUUCCAUACAGCAGAUUUACUGCGGUUCAUGCCGGAGGCUCUUAUCUUACUGGCAACUUGAAGGUUCCUUCUCUGCUGUUGGAGAUGAUCUCACGCUCAAAGAUCUGAGGUGCAAGUUGUGUCAAACCACACCCCAAUUUCGCGUCACAGAGCACAUGUUGUUUGAUAUUCCGUUGCUGCAAAAGAAGUUGGAAGAGUAUGUUGACAAAACAUCUGUUACCGGAUCUUGGAGUCGAAAUGUUAUUCGAACGACUAAUACAUACCUUAGGACUCGGCUUACAUCGAUAUUCUUCACAAAGGAUCAAAAGUGGGGAGUUCCUGUCCCACAGGAGAAAUAUAAGCAUAAAGUAUGA
This is a messenger RNA of Microthlaspi erraticum, 756 nucleotides long. The record is from the annotation of a GenBank genome assembly. NCBI's taxonomy places the organism in Eukaryota, Viridiplantae, Streptophyta, Magnoliopsida, Brassicales, Brassicaceae.